UUUGAACUGGGGAGAAUCUCCUCUUUGGCCGAGUGGGAGCACAUCUCCGAGCUGCUGACUGACAGACGUGAUGUUUUCCCGGUUGCUGUCGGUGGCCCGGAGACAAAGGACCGGCCGAGGAUGGCAGAACUGGUCGUCGGGGAGAAGCGGUGCGCCAGCUGCCGAGGCGCAUUCUGUCGCCCUGCCUGCCCAGGCACAGGUGGUCAUCUGUGGCGGUGGAAUCAUGGGCACAUCCGUGGCCUAUCACCUCUCCAAGAUGGGCUGGAAGGAUAUUGUCCUUUUGGAGCAGGGCAGGCUGGCCGCUGGCUCUACGAGGUUCUGUGCCGGCAUCCUGAGCACCGCCAGGCACUUGACCAUCGAGCAGAAGAUGGCAGACUAUUCCAACAAACUCUACCAGCAGUUAGAGCAAGAAACAGGGAUCCAAACAGGUAAGCAGGUACUGUGCCAUUUACUGGUCUGCCUGUGGCCCGGACUCUUUCACUCAGCACCAUAUGCGGUCCGACACCAAGCCUGCCCGGGGAUUCUAGCUGAGGCUUGAGUUUCAGUCCGAGCUCCGCACUCGUCCUGGUCUCACCUCGGGCAAGUGUGUGAGCGUGUUGAGCUGUCUCCCGUUUCCUUAUCUACCGAGGGGAUUCGGUGAUUAUCUCGGAUCCUAUCCAGAUGCCAGAAUUCCUAUGAUGUGAAAGUUUUCCUGUGCCAUUUCCUAUUUCAGUCUCUGAAGUGUAUAUUAGGUGGCCACAUCUGGCUCCCGAAGGAGGAAGAGAAGGAAGUGCUUAAGUUUUGGUGCUCGACAGUGAAAUCAUAGUCUGAGCCGCUGAAUCUCACCAGUUGCGCUUAAGGAUAUUUGUGACUGUAAAGCUUAAGCGUAUGUUACCCCUUGUGUGCGUCACCAAGGGAAGAGAUCCCGGGGAAUCGUGAGCCGAAUACGACCGGAGCAAGUAGGACGGGGAGACCGAGCUAUGGGGCGGUUCCAUAUGAGAACAAGUGGGAAGCAGGUCUGUCAGCUUGUCGCGAGGUGAUGGACUAGCCAGUAGCCCAGGGUUGAGCCUGUGUCGUAGCUGGUGAAACCGUUUGGUGGCCGCGGGAAUUGUCCUAAGCGAGUAGCUGGGCCUAGUCGCUCGUGUAGCUCAGGGCUGCUCUUCAGAACACCUGCGUGAUUCAGAUCACAGGGAAGUCAAGACCCCUCCUGACAAGGACGGUAGCUCGAUCUGCGUGCCAGCUGAGGUGGCUCUGCCAUGUGGUCACGGGGUACGCACGGCCUGUGGCUCACUUUGCCGGCCAACUGGAAAUUAUGUGGCGUGUGACACAGUUUUCACUGGGGAAGGUGAGAUUAUAAUCAUUAGAGAUUCUGACGACAGACUACGGUUUUAUAGCUUUCCCUUUCAUAUAAUUCGCACUCUGGUGAAGUGUGACCUUGUUUGUCAAUUCUGGGUUAAGAUGAGCGUCCUGUAACAGGAUUGGGUAGAUGUGGCAGUGGAGAAGGGGAGAUGCCAGGAGAGGAGCUACAGGCAGGCAGGAAGAGGCUGUACGUGCUUGGGCACGUGAGCAGGGUUCCCCGGCCGGCCCUGCGCUGGCCCAGUGCUGAGAGCGGGCGCCUCAGCCGCCUCACCCUGGUCCCUGCCCGGUAGACGAGCCCGACUCCCAUGGUGUCCUCGCUCUCGGCCAGGCUUGCUUUUGAGAGGCGAGGACUCGCGAGUGAAGAUGGUAAAUGUGCUUGGUGCCUGCCGCUGCACCGUCUCUGGCUUCUGUUAGGGAAGAUGCGGGAUACGUGCAGGACAGGCGGAAAGAGUCCCUCUGGGUUGGAUUUAACUUGAUGGCAACCGGUACUUGAAUCGGGUAUCUACCAGGGAUUGAGUCAGCAGAGGGUCCGUGUAAUGGGCCCAGCGCCAGAACUGCUGACUUCCGGUCCACCGGUUCCGUUCCUCGUGCUUUGCCGGG
This is a messenger RNA of Herpailurus yagouaroundi (jaguarundi), 1938 nucleotides long. RefSeq names its product pyruvate dehydrogenase phosphatase regulatory subunit, mitochondrial-like. The record is from RefSeq and is a predicted model, not a curated record. The coding region runs from base 71 to 538 and encodes 155 amino acids. The transcript is spliced from 2 exons. NCBI's taxonomy places the organism in Eukaryota, Metazoa, Chordata, Mammalia, Carnivora, Felidae. Gene Ontology annotation, cellular component: cytoplasm; mitochondrial matrix; mitochondrion.